UUUUGACACUUUUACACCUAACGUCCAUUGCACAUUAGCCACUCUAUGUGCAACGGGCAUAGAAUAUAAAAGUAUAAAAGUGCAAGCAACGUGAAUAAACAAACCUAUGGUUAGAAUUUAACAAUUUGUCGUCAUCUUAUAGCCAUCUAUAGCAAAAUUUUGCAUCCCUGGUGCGAAUAAAGGUUAACGCCAUGGUUGAACCCGGUACAUCCACAUCAGAGUCUUCAGACAGCGGAAUACUGAAGAAUAUUAAAAUGGAACCUGGUCUGCCAGCCUCAACGCAAAGAUUAACAUCUUACCGUUUGCCACGAGAUCUAACAUUAGGCGGAAAUGUUAAGAUUGAGAAGCCGAAGAGGAUUUACAUGCCUAACCUCAAUGCUCAGCGGAACAAGAGGAAGGAUGAACCGGUAACAUCUAAAGUUGAGCCCACAAAGUCGAGAGACAGUGGACCCAGAGAUCGUGGAAGAGGACAAAACAGAGGAGACAGAGCACGUGGUAGAGGAAAUGUAAUACAAUCUGUGGGUGUGUGGUCGGAAGGUGUAAAUGUACCUUUAGCUAAUAGAAGGUCGGGUAGUUCAGGAAGUCGUAUCGCAAGUGCCAGAAAGUUCCUGGACAGACCAAAGAUGGACUUAAAUAAAGUUGUUAAUAAAGUAGAAGAAGAAAAAUUGAGAAAUCUUUAUCUGGGAGACGAUUCUGGCGAUAAUAAUAUAGAUCCUGAUGUAAAAAUUGAUUAUAUAAUGCUGCCUAUGAAGGAAGACCAUGUUAGAAAAUCGUAUAAAGAGGAGGUUAAAACAGAAAUCGACUCACUUGCUGCCGAAAGUGAGAUUGAUAGGAAACCAAUCAUUUCGGAAAAUGGUGAAGUGAAAAACGUGAAGAAAGAACAGAAAGUAAAGACGGAGAUGUUGACAGAGAAGGAAGAAUUGGAAGAUUCAAAUAAGCGAGUCCAGGAAAUAAUUGAGAACCAAUCCAAUUCUUACAUACUUAUGCAAUUUCCACCAGGCUUGCCAGGCCUGAUAUCUAACGAUGACAAGGAUGAGCCGGAGGAAUCAAACCGACCAAAUGACUCCAGGUUAACCACUAGCACAAAUGAUAAAAAGAAAGUCUGCAACACCCUGGGUGAUGUAAAAAGUAGCGGUCUCAUAGGUAAACUCCAAAUUUUGAAGUCUGGUAAAGUGAGGUUACAGAUUGGUAAAAACUAUUUCUUGGUCUUCGACGGUACACACUAUACGUCCCUUCAGCACGUUUUAGCUGCAGAUCUGGACACGAUGUCAUUAACUGGCGAAUUUGUCAAUCUUGGUCCAGUAAAAGACAGCCUAUCAUGUGCAAUACAUGUUGAUUAUAUGCUAGGCAAUGUUGACAUCAGUUAAACUCGAGAAACGUUCUAUGUAAUGACGUCAUUAAGCUUCGUUUAUAAAAAAAAUGCUUGCAACAUUACCAUAACCAUAG
Messenger RNA from Dinoponera quadriceps, 1446 nucleotides. RefSeq lists its product as uncharacterized. The transcript is spliced from 7 exons. Gene Ontology annotation, molecular function: DNA binding. Gene Ontology annotation, cellular component: RNA polymerase III complex. Lineage: Eukaryota; Metazoa; Arthropoda; Insecta; Hymenoptera; Formicidae. The record is from RefSeq and is a predicted model, not a curated record. Gene Ontology annotation, biological process: transcription by RNA polymerase III. The coding region runs from base 192 to 1367 and encodes 391 amino acids.